AUGGUCGAGACGGCGACGGCGGCGACGGUGGCCAAGGCGUGCACGAUUAUGGUCUACGCGCUCGCGGGCACUCCCGAGUUCGUGGACGUCACGUACGAGCUCGCGCUCGGUAACGUGAACAUUCACGUGCUGACGACGUUAGCCGUGUUCGGCACGGUGCUCUUGGGGUGCGCGAUGGAGGGGGCUUUGCUCUUGGUACUCUUCGCCCUGGCGCACAUGGUGGAGGAUCGUUUGACGUUGCACGCGCGAGGAGACUUAAAGGCGCUGUGGAGCACCGUCCCCACGACCGCGAACGUGGUGAAGCUGAACGCGGACGGGACGCCAGAUUUGGCCUCGGUUACAGAAGUUCCAGCCGCUGAAGUCGACGUCGGGUCACUCAUAUUCGUCAAGGCUGGACAGCAGGUGCCUUUGGACGGAACGGUCGUGCACGGUAGCGCGUUGGUGAGCAUUCAACACAUCACCGGUGAGGCUCUACCAACGAUGAAGAGAUAUGGGGAUGAAAUCCCCGCGGGGGCGAUGAACACGGAUGGCGUGCUGGUGGUGAAGAGUCUGCGCUCGAGCGAGGAAAGCACGCCGGCUCGCAUCGCGCGUCUCACGGAGGCUGCGCAGAGGCGCCGUCCAAAGGUAUCACGUUUGCUUGAUGACAUCGGUGACCGCUAUAGCAAGGCGAUCCUAGCGACCACCUUCAUCACCAUGGCUUUGGCACCACUGGUGCUCGGCAUUCCGUUUUUGGGACAAGGUGGGGCGAUGUAUCGAAGCUUCGCUUUCCUGUCCGCCGCGGCGCCGUGCGCGCUGUUGAUGUCACCGCUCGUGUACGUGGCCGCCAUCGGCGCGAUGGCUCGCCGAGGUGUGCUAAUUCGAGGAGGCUUGACCCUCGAUGCCCUGGCGGAAGUCGGCGCGGUGGCGCUCGAUAAAACGGGUACAAUCACCACUGGGCAGAUGACGUGCACGCGAGUCACUCGCUUUGAGAAUGGUGCGCAGCAUCAAACCUCUCCGAGCGCCGCGUCAAAGGCGCUCGCAUACGCGGUGACCCUCGAAGGUGGGUCAUCCCAUCCGAUUGCCAGGGCGGUGACACAAGCCGCGCAGGGCGUUGUGUUGCCAGACGUUGGUGCGGUGAGUAGCUAUAAGGUUGUUGCGGGCAGCGGCGUCGAAGGCACGAUUGAGGGCAAGCGUGCCCGGUUCGGAAGCUCCGCUUUUGCGUUGGAGUUGUGCGAAGAAGGCGCCGAUGAGUGUUUGGCUGAGGUCAUUGCGCAAGAGGGUGAGAUUCUUUCAGUGCUUGCGGUGGAGGGCGAAGGUCCGGCGUUGUUCACGUUCAGCGAUACGCUCAACUCGCAAGCUCCCGCGGCUGUAGAAUCGCUCCGAAACGGUAAGUGUCGUAGAGCGUGGUGGCAACCUCCCGAUGAGAGUCACGGGAUGGAGGUAAUCAUGCUCACCGGGGACAACCAGACGAGCGCAGAGACCAUGGCUGAGGCGAUCAACUUGAAGCAAGAGAAUGUGUACGCUGGCUUGACGCCGUCGCAAAAGUUAGGCCUGGUCGAAACCUUGAGAGAACGUGUGAAUUCAAGGAAGUACUCGCGCGUCGCCAUGGUCGGGGAUGGGAUCAACGACGCUCCCGCUCUUGCAUCCGCGGAUGUUGGUGUUGCGAUUGCGUCGACGCCAAGCGACGCCGCGGCGAGUGUGGCGGAUGUUCUCCUGGUCACCAAGGAUACCAGCGGUGGUAUCGCGCAAUUACCUGAGUUAUUCCGAAUCGCACAGAGCACCCGCGCUGUGUUGCGUCAAAACAUUGCUCUCGCAGUGGUGUCGAUAGUGGGAUCAGCAAUUCCAGCACUCAUCGGAGCGUUUCCGCUUUGGCUGGCAGUUAUCCUGCACGAAGGUGCAACCGUCAUGGUGGCGUUGAAUUCUGUUCGUUUGCUCGUUACAUUCGGUCGUCAGCCGCUCUCAAAGAGUACGACGCUCGUACUCACGGCUUUCACGGUGUUUUGCUGCCUGGGAGCAGCGUACACGUUGUGCUCCGAGGCGAUCGCCAUUUGGUUCAGCACCGUGCACGUCACGCACUGGAUAGGCGUGAGCAUGGCGUUCAAAUCCGCGUGGGCUGGUCUUUUGGCUGGUUGCUUGCACACGUUGACCGGACCGGACCACUUGGCGGCGCUGACGCCGCUUACCGUCGGGCCAAGCCGGGCGCAAAACGCGCUCAUGGGCGCUCUCUGGGGAUUUGGACAUAACACAGGUCAAAUUUUGUUUGGCUGUAUCUUCAUCCUCUUGAGAGAUAAGCUACCGCUUAAUAUGGACUUGAUUGGACAGUGGGGGCAAGGUAUCGUAGGUUUGACGCUCGUCAUCAUCGGUGCUAUGGGCUUCUGGGAGAGUGUGGGAGGACACUCCCACUCCCACUCCCACUCCCACUCGCACGAUGGACACUCCCACUCGCACGGUGACGCGAGCGUGCCGAUGAAGCGAGACACCAACUUCAUCUCGUGGACCUACAUCACCGGUACUAUUCACGGGUUACAGCCGGACUCAUUAUUCCUGCUUUUACCGGCCAUGACGCUGCCGCGCGUCGAGGCCAUUUCCUUCUUAGCGACGUUCUUCAUCGGGACCAUCUUCGCCAUGGGGACGUACACGUACUGCAUCGGUGCUGGGACCGCUGCACUCGAGAAAAAUAAUCCAAAAUUCGUGAGCUAUAUUGCUCGCGGCUCGAGCGCCGUCGCUCUCGGCUUCGGUGUGUUAUUCAUUAUUAGUGCAGUCUUUGGUCUGGAGUUGGUCUGA
Messenger RNA from Ostreococcus tauri, 2763 nucleotides. Its product is annotated as Cation-transporting P-type ATPase, subfamily IB. Gene Ontology annotation, molecular function: ATP hydrolysis activity; ATPase-coupled monoatomic cation transmembrane transporter activity; ATP binding. The record is from RefSeq and is a predicted model, not a curated record. NCBI's taxonomy places the organism in Eukaryota, Viridiplantae, Chlorophyta, Mamiellophyceae, Mamiellales, Bathycoccaceae. The transcript has a single exon. Gene Ontology annotation, biological process: monoatomic cation transport. Gene Ontology annotation, cellular component: membrane. Bases 1 to 2763 code for a protein of 920 amino acids.